Molecule: messenger RNA, 3975 nt
Organism: Sebastes umbrosus (honeycomb rockfish)
Lineage: Eukaryota; Metazoa; Chordata; Actinopteri; Perciformes; Sebastidae
Gene: pcca
Product: propionyl-CoA carboxylase subunit alpha
Exons: 23
Coding region: 95-2230 (711 amino acids)
Cellular component (GO): mitochondrion
Molecular function (GO): propionyl-CoA carboxylase activity; ATP binding; metal ion binding
Source: RefSeq, a predicted model, not a curated record
UGUAGUCGACGCCUCUCUCUCCACCAAUCCGCUCUCUAUAAAGCUGCUGCGUCAUCACGUCAGUGUGCGUGGUUGUCUGUGAGAGUUUGUGAACAUGGCGGCGCACGGGCUAUCUCCAUCAGUGAGCAGGCUGCUGUCAGCGGUGAAGUAUGCCUCGUUCCGGACCAGAUGCUGUGCCGUGCGCUGCAACGCUCACUAUUCCACCGUCUACAGUCCCAGUGAAAAGACCUUUGAUAAGAUCCUCAUUGCCAACAGAGGAGAGAUUGCUUGCAGGGUGAUCAAGACAUGUCGUAAGAUGGGCAUCCAGACUGUAGCUGUCCACAGUGACGUAGACUCCAGUGCUGUUCAUGUAAAGAUGGCUGAUGAAGCGGUGUGUGUCGGCCCCGCCCCCACCAGUCAGAGCUACCUGAACAUGGACGCCAUCAUGGAUGCCGUCAGAACGACCGGAGCACAAGCUGUUCAUCCUGGGUAUGGGUUUCUCUCUGAAAACAAAGUGUUUGCAAAGCGACUGGCAGCAGAGGACGUGGCGUUCAUCGGCCCAGACACCCAUGCUAUCCAGGCAAUGGGGGAUAAAAUUGAGAGCAAGCUGAUCGCUAAGGCUGCUAACGUCAACACUAUCCCAGGAUAUGAUGGAGUGGUCAAGACUGUUGAGGAAGCUGUGAAGAUCGCACAGGAAAUUGGCUACCCAGUGAUGAUCAAAGCAUCUGCAGGAGGAGGAGGGAAAGGGAUGAGGAUAUCUUGGAAUGAUGAAGAGACAAGGGAAGGUUUCCGGUUCUCGUCCCAGGAGGCAGCGUCCAGCUUUGGAGACGACAGGCUGCUCAUUGAGAAGUUUAUAGACAACCCCAGACACAUUGAGAUACAGGUGCUGGCUGAUCAACAUGGUAAUGCUCUGUGGCUGAAUGAGAGGGAAUGCUCCAUCCAGAGGAGGAACCAGAAGGUGGUGGAAGAAGCUCCCAGUACUUUCCUGGACCCAGUGACACGGAAGGCGAUGGGUGAGCAGGCAGUGCAGCUGGCCAAGGCUGUGCAGUACUCCUCUGCCGGCACCGUGGAGUUCCUGGUGGAUUCUAAGAAGAACUUCUACUUCCUGGAGAUGAACACACGACUACAGGUGGAGCAUCCAAUUACAGAGUGUAUUACUGGUCUGGACCUGGUGGAGCAGAUGAUCAGGGUUGCCAAGGGUUACCAACUGCAGCACAAACAGGAAGACAUCCCAAUAAACGGCUGGGCCAUUGAGAGUCGCGUCUACGCUGAGGAUCCUUACAAGUCUUUUGGUCUUCCCUCCAUCGGACGGCUGUCUCAAUACCAAGAGCCACUCAACCUCAGCAAAGUCCGUGUAGACAGCGGCAUCCAGGAGGGAAGUGACAUCAGCAUCUACUAUGAUCCCAUGAUCUCUAAGUUGGUUACCUACGGAGCUACACGAGCUGAAGCCCUCGCCAGGAUGGAAGAAGCUCUGGAUAACUAUGUUAUCAGAGGUGUGACCCACAACAUUCCCCUCCUGCGGGAAAUCAUCACCCACCCCCGAUUUAUCUCUGGUGACAUCAGCACCAACUUCCUGCCAGAGGUUUACCCCGACGGCUUUAAGGGUCACCAGCUGAACGUAGACACACGCAGGGAGCUGCUGGCCUCUGCAGCAGCCCUCUACAUCACUGCUCAGCUCCGUUCACAGAGGGUCCUGGGUGACCUGAGGGUGUCUUCCUCUCCUGUGGACUGUAGUCACUGGGAGCUGUGUGUGGAGCUGGAGGAGGGAAGUCAUUCUGUGGAGGUUACCAAAUCAGGAAAUGUGUUUACUGUGGAGGUGGAUGGAGGACAGGUGGAGGUCAGUGGACAGUGGAACCUGGCCUCCCCGCUGCUACCACUCACUAUCAACAGCACACCCAGGAUGCUACAGUGUCUGUCCAGAGAUGCUUCAGGAAAGAUUGUCCUGCAGUACCUGGGCACAUCGUUUAAGGUUCGUGUUCUGUCCAAGUUGGCUGCAGAGCUCAACUCCUACAUGCCAGAAAAAGUUCCAGAAGACACCAGUAGCAUCCUGCGUUCACCGAUGCCAGGCACAGUGGUGGCUGUGUCCGUCAAGCCUGGAGAUACGGUUGCAGAGGGUCAGGAGAUCUGUGUGAUUGAAGCCAUGAAGAUGCAGAACAGUUUGACUGCUGUCAAGCAAGCAAAGGUUAAGAGUGUCCACUGUAAACCAGGGGAGACGGUGGGAGAGGGAGACCUCCUGGUAGAGCUUGAAUAAAACACAACCUUUGACCUUUGAUGUGAGACAUCAGCACCAGGAUGACCUUUACUCCCCUCUGAAGAUCCACCUCGGUAAACAGACUGGACAAUAACAGAUGCUUGAUUAGUCUUGCCAGUGGUCCGUCUCCAGAGUGGUCCCAACCUGACAGUGACUCAGAGCUCAGCUGUAUCAGCAGUGUUUCUGUCUUCUCCACGUCAGACUCAUUCAUGUUGUUUGAUUAGAUGCAGUCUAGGAAAAAAAACCUCUUGUAAAUCUCUCCGUCAUGCUUAUGUUUUGUGUGUUUUCUAAACUGUUUUUGUUACUUUCAGCUCAUUUCACCUAUUUUCGCAUUUGACCCCUAUGCUGUCUUGCCUACAGAGGUUUUGGGAUAUCGCCAUAGGAGAUGUCUGCUGCCGCUCCAAUACAAUGGACACGGUCCUUUGGUUUUAUUAGCUGCUGAUGAAUUUUUCCAAUGGAAUUUUUCUGUGAUUUGAGCAGCAAAAAGAAAGUUCCAUUCACCUUCAUUGUUUUGGAGUGGAGGCAGAGAUGGAUAUCUCAUACCAGAGCUGUGGGCAUAGCUCCAUACAGACAAACACUUUUCCUACCUUGAGUGGUAAUUUGGUUGAACUGACAUGUUAAAAGACACUCUAUAAUGCAACCAAUAAAGUGCACCUUCUUUUCAACAUACAGUAACUGUGACUGAACUGCUGUCUGGCAACAUCAGAGUACAGAAACCUAACCGGGAGACAGUCUGGUAGCAUUGGUAUGCUGUUAGUCUCCUAAUCAUUGUGUUGGCCAGCCUGCUCAUGAUGGGAUGCGGUUGCCUCUUUGCCUUUGCUUGGUUCUGAGUUCUCGUUCCCUGUGGUCCGGUUACAUGGAAGCUCCUUUAAGACACUUACCUAGCCAUGCCCUGCAGUUCACCUCUAAAACACCUGCUGCCAUGGAUUUACUGAGAGUCUGAUCCCAGCGUGUCUCUGACAGAACCCAAGGUUACCAUAUUGUAACCCUAGUUCUAUAAGCACAAGUGGAGCCCUCUAUUGGACUCUAUGGGUAAUACUCCAAUCACAAGCAUGCAUUUGCUCACUGAAAAUUUGGAUAAAUGUAGCCGGCCAAUCAGGAUGUGCGUACCUGUUUUCACGUUCACAUUAAGACUUUUUACGUUGAUCAGUGUAAAAAAAAAAAGCCAAAUAAAAUCCAAUCUAACCUUUUUUUUUUAAUAAGAAUCAAUCACAAAAAGUGUGCAAGAUUAUCUGGGCCUGUGCUGAGUUGAGGUGUGCAUAAUAUGAAGCAUAUAGGAAAUAAAGACUCACUACAAGUUCUUUUAAGCUGCUUCCCACCUCAAAAAAAGUAUUUGUAGCUUUCUCAACACUGAUGUCUCUCUGUGACUCCAACAUAGCUUCAGUGAGGACACACACAUGCACACCGUCACUCCGCUGUGUCCCCCGGGAGGCACGACGGCACCAUCACCCCAAAUCUGUGGAACAUUUUACUUCAAAAGCACAAACUUACUUUAAUUAGUUUAAUACAGUAAAACAACCAACAUUCCAAGUUCCAUCUGUGUUUGUGUCUCCUUGUGAUCUUCAAAAAUACCACACAAAGCAAACUGACAAGUCUGCAUGAACACUCAGUAGAUAAAGCUAGGGAUCCCCCCUCACACCUCCUUUGCUGCUGGCUUCCACCCUGUUUGGCUUUGUUGUAUUUAGUUUGUCUUUGUGUUAAUUUCCCUUUUAGUUGCAUAAAAUAAACUUAUUUUUAGUUUCAAA